AUGCCUACGCCAGACACAGGGUCGACAGGUUCAGGCACCGGAAAUAAGCGAAGGAGGACUGGACGGCACAGCAGCACUGGAGUUGAUGUUUUCCAAGAUGGGUCGGAAGAGGAAGACGACGACGAUGACCCAGAGGAGGAUCCCACACCUACGAUGCCUGAAGAGGAUGAGGAAGGGGACCUGCGUUUCUACAAUCCAAACCAAGAUCCCGAGAAACGAAGACGCUUGCGCGCGACAUUGCGCGAUCAUUCGCGCAUGGUAGAAGAAAACCGCGACGAAAUGGUCAAACCGAACAAUCUGCUUUUGGACGCCUUGAAGAAGCAAGACAGCAUAUUCGGGAAAGUGCGACAAACUGCUGAUGCCGCGCUGGACUCUCGCUUCCUGGUCAAUGCUAGCGAGCUUGCGGGAAAGAAGCUGAACAGCAGUCUGCAAGGCAAUGCUGGCGUCGGCAUUGAUCUGGACCAGUUUGUGUCCAAGUGCAUAUUCUUCAUGAAGUCUGGUGGCCACGCCGCAGACGACGAGGAAGCCCCGGCCGUGCCAGUUCCAGAGGACGAGGACGAUGCGGGAGACGACGGGCUCGACUGGGCACUCCUUGGGAGACAGGCUUGCUUUCCAUGCAAUAAACGACCACCUACCAUAAGUUUCCUGCUUGGACCACUGUCUGUAGAGAAGCGAGAAAUGAAGGAGGGUGACAUGCAGCAAUCCGAGAACUCAAACUUGUCGAAUCUCGUCAAGAGUAUAAACGUCCGGUUACGGAGUCACAUCGAGAAGGUGGAUGAGAAGGUCAGCGAGGAACUUUCCGAGAUACCAGAUGAGGAAGUACAAAACGAAGAUGUCGCAGCAGCAUCCAGACGCCACAGAGCGGCAGUCGCACCGAGCCAAGAAUUGGCCGUUAGUCUUCUCGACUUCGCCAUCAAUCCACAUGACUUCGGUCAGACAGUUGAGAACCUGUUCUACAUCAGUUUCUUGGUGCGAGAGGGCAAUGCAAAGAUUAUGAAGGAUGAAGAUGGAUUGCCACUACUGAUGCCUGCAAAAGCCCACGAAAUGUCUGACGCACGAGAAGCCAACAUCCAGAAGAACCAAGCCGUCCUCAGCAUCGACUACACGACAUGGAAGAUGUUCAUCCAAGCUUUCGACAUCAAAGAGCCACUCAUACCGCAUCGCGAGAACGAAGAGGCCAACGUCGCGCCUGGAGGCUGGUAUGCCGGAUGA
Parastagonospora nodorum SN15 is the source of this 1212-nucleotide messenger RNA. RefSeq lists its product as hypothetical. NCBI's taxonomy places the organism in Eukaryota, Fungi, Ascomycota, Dothideomycetes, Pleosporales, Phaeosphaeriaceae. Gene Ontology annotation, cellular component: Smc5-Smc6 complex; nucleus. The transcript has 4 exons. The coding region runs from base 1 to 1212 and encodes 403 amino acids. Gene Ontology annotation, biological process: DNA repair. The record is from RefSeq and is a predicted model, not a curated record.